Molecule: messenger RNA, 1236 nt
Organism: Brettanomyces bruxellensis
Lineage: Eukaryota; Fungi; Ascomycota; Pichiomycetes; Pichiales; Pichiaceae
Exons: 1
Coding region: 1-1236 (411 amino acids)
Cellular component (GO): fungal-type vacuole; plasma membrane
Source: RefSeq, a predicted model, not a curated record
AUGUCUUCCACACUUCCUUCAGUUUCUGUUGAAACUGCCGUUACAAUUCCGAUUGCAACAAUUACAUCAGUUUAUGCUUCAGCUUCAAGUUACUACUAUUCAUCUCUUCUACCGGUGAUGAAAACUGAAACAAAUUUGGAUGCAAAUGUAAGUUAUUCAAAUAUUGGUGAUGAGCUCCAGGCUACUAUGUCAUACUAUUCGUUACUUGAAGUUCAGGCAACAGCGACAGACCCCCAAGUUAUAGUUUCUGUUGCUGCUGAGGCUGCCACAGCUUCAGAGGUUAUGAAUGAAAUAUAUAAAUCCAAUACCAUGUAUGAAGGAAACCGGCCUUCUUUGGGAGGAAAUUUAGCAUUAGCAAUCGUUUUUGGCUUCAUGUUGGUCUUACAGGCUGUAUUUGGUAUUAUGACCAAGCAGUGGUGGUUCUUUGUUACAUAUAUGUGUGGUAUUUUCCUAGAAGUUUUAGGUUAUUCGUCCCGCGUCUGGUCGCAUUAUAACCUUAACAAUUUUGAUGCCUAUGUUAUGCAAUUUGUUUGUAUUACACUUGCUCCCUGCUUCCUUAUGGCUGGAAUUUACUUUAUUUUAGCCCAGCUGACUGUUGUAAUGGGGCAGGCAUUUUCAAUCCUACGUCCUAUGCAAUACUCGUUGAUAUUUAUCAUCUGCGAUCUUAUAUCAAUUGUUCUUCAGGCAGCGGGAGGUGCUAUGGCGGCUAUAGAAUUAUCAGAUCAUAAAUCAACCAGAGUUGGAUCCAAUGUAAUGGUGAUUGGCCUCGCAUAUCAGGUCUUUACAAUGGCUCUGUUCCUAAUUUUAUGGUUCAUUUUUUGUUACAGAUGUUAUAUUUCAAAAAAACGAUAUGGUUCCAGGAUCUUUUCCAAGGAAUUUGAGCACGUCCGCCAAAGAAAGAUGUUUGUCCCAUUGUUUUAUUCUGUGACAGUCUCAGUUAUUUUGAUUUUUAUUAGGUCGAUCUACCGUUUGAUUGAAAUGGUUGAGGGAUUCAGUAGUGAUAUGGCAAAUAAUGAAACCAUGUUUAUGUUUUUUGAGGCGUUAAUGGUUUCACUUGCUACUCUCUUGAUGACCAUCUUCCAUCCCGGGUUUUCCUAUGGAAGAAAAGCAUACAUACCAGUGGAAAUGAAUAUUCGAAAGAGUUUGACUCUGAAAAGCGAACAUUUCCGCAAUGUUGCAAGAGAUAAAAAACUGGAAGUUGACUGCGAAACCUUCAAUGAUGAUUCCAGCGAGUGA